AUGGCUGAUUCCGAUUACGACUUUGAAGACGAGGUGUCUGAUGACGAUUACAUUGGCAACAAAGGCAGCGCCUCGAACACGCGCGCGCAGUCCACGGCAGCUACCAAGAGGCGAAAGGUAGAGGUACCAGUCAAGGAAGCACCUCAAAGGAAGGCAUGGGAGACGGAGUACUCGCGAACAGUGGAGAAGACGAUCCAGCCAGCAGAUGAUGGUAGUCUGGGGCAAAGUGUACAAGAGCGGGAAGAGGAGCGCAAGCGCAAGCGGUUGCGCAAAGACACCAAGCCAUUUCAGCGUGGCAUAAUAAGACAUGUCGUACUGGUGCUGGAUCUCUCAGAGGCCAUGUUGGAAAAGGACAUGCGCCCCAACCGUUUCAUCACCAUGAUCAACUACACGCAGGACUACAUUCGCGAGUUCUUCGAGCAAAAUCCUAUCUCCCAAAUGAGCGUUCUGGGCAUGUACGACGAAUGCUCUCGAGUUGGCAAGAGCAACACUCUACCAUACGCCCAGUCAUGGCACACGAGAGGUUAUUGUCGUCUUCGGCAGCCUGCUGAGUCUGGACCCUGGCGACAUUCACCAGUCUGUCAAGGCGUGUGUGAGAGACCGAAUACGGGCGACGAAUCCGAAUAUACAAUCGCCACAGAUCAAGAGAUGCUUCGGGAACUGCUCCUAGCCACAACGACACCACCUGUCAUCCGACAGCCUUUGGUUACAGAUAAGACUGCGCCAGUAACGACAGCGCAAUCUUCAGAAUCAGCUGCUGCGCUAAUGAUGAUGGGCUUCCCGUCGCGGGUAGUAGAAGAUCAGUUGACCAUGUGUGCAUGCCACGGAAACUUGACAAUGGGCGGCUAUACGUGCUCUCGGUGCAGCGCAAAAGUUUGCUCUCUACCCAUCACUUGUCCCUCCUGCCAACUCACGCUCCUCCUCUCCACUCACCUGGCACGCUCGUAUCACCAUCUCUUCCCCCUCCGCAAUUGGGCCACAGUGUCGUGGUCGCGCGCUCGUGAGAUGGGCAGCAAACAGUGCGUGGGCUGCUUAGCUGCCUUUAGCAAUCCACCGAACAAUGCCAAAGAGAACGGUGAGGCCAAACGAAACUCUGAGGCAAAAGCCACAAAAAGGGACGACAAUGAUAGCGAGGAGCAGAAAGCUAGUGAAAGUGGCAGGUAUGAAUGUAGGGCAUGUGAGAGCCAUUUUUGCAUUGACUGUGACAUGUUUGCGCAUAUGGUACUGCAUAACUGCCCAGGAUGCUUGGGAAGGCUAGAUCCAAAUGCGGCUGCUAUAAGCAAUGGGGAUGUGGAGAUGAGUGCUGGCAGAACCAUGGCGGCUUUUGAACGAUUGAUUCGAUUCGAGGAUGCUGAGGGUAAGACCCUGUAUGGUAAUCUAGAGAAAGAAAUACCUACCAAGGAGAUUCAGGGGAGUAGCGUCGAAGUGCUUGAAGGCGAUGUAAAGAGUGGGUUUAAAAAGACUGGGAGCAAGGCCACAGUUUCAAAGCUACUAAGCCCGCUUCCAACUACAAAUAUCAUUCUCUGCGUUGGACUCAACUACCGCAAGCAUGCCCAAGAAUGCAAUCUCCAAAUACCCGAGAACCCAGCCAUCUUCAUGAAACCCAGCGACGCACUCGCAGGCCCUCUAGACGACAUACCAAUCCACAAAACCUGUCAAUCCCAACUCGACUACGAAGGCGAGCUCGGCAUCAUCAUCGGCCGCGAUUGCAAAAACGUCGCUGCAGCAGACUACGCCUCGUACGUCCUGGGCUACACCAUCGGCAACGAUGUUUCAGCACGCAACUACCAGCUGCCAGCAAAUGUGUCCGGCGGCCAAUUCGGCUACGCAAAGUCCUUUGACAAGUUUGCCCCCAUCGGUCCUUGCAUUGCGAGUCCUGCCGUCGUACCGGACCCGCAUGCGCUGACGUACUGGACCAAAGUCAAUGGCGAGAAGAGGCAGGAGACGGGCACCGAUGAUAUGAUUUAUACCGUUGGCCAGAUCAUCGAGCACUUGAGUCGCGGGACGACGCUUAGGGCUGGCACGGUGAUUUUGACAGGGACGCCGAGUGGAGUUGGGUUUUUCAUGGAGCCAAAGGGGUUCUUGAAGGAUGGGGAUGUGGUGGAGAUUUAUGUGCAGGGGAUUGGGAGUUUGGUUAAUACUGUGAGAUUUGAGUGA
Bipolaris oryzae ATCC 44560 is the source of this 2157-nucleotide messenger RNA. RefSeq lists its product as uncharacterized. Gene Ontology annotation, cellular component: transcription factor TFIIH core complex. Gene Ontology annotation, biological process: nucleotide-excision repair; DNA-templated transcription. The transcript is spliced from 6 exons. NCBI's taxonomy places the organism in Eukaryota, Fungi, Ascomycota, Dothideomycetes, Pleosporales, Pleosporaceae. The record is from RefSeq and is a predicted model, not a curated record. The coding region runs from base 1 to 2157 and encodes 718 amino acids. Gene Ontology annotation, molecular function: acetylpyruvate hydrolase activity; zinc ion binding.